AUGUAUAAGCUGAUGCUGGGGAAGUACACGGCGUUACUGAGCUGCCUGUUUUAUCAACAACGAACAGAGGCCGCUAGUGCACACUACUCGCUUAACUUGACGGGUAUCGCAUCGGGCACAGCGUACACGAUCACUAUGAACAUUGGCACAUUAAAUGGCUUGGGAUCUUCAAGAGGAAAGAAUACCUUUCGACUGAUCGCAGACACGGGCUCUUCGAAUGACGCAGUGAUUGGAUAUGGGUGUUGUGGUGAUGACGCUGAAGUGACGUACUCAUGUGAUGCAUCAUCGACCUGCAUUAAUAGUGGGGGUGGUGUGAUUACUUUAGCAUUUGCAGGAGCCAACAUAAGAGGAGAGUUUAUGACGGAUAUAUGGUCAUCUAGUGACAUUGGCAGUAUUUCCAAGACUUUCUUGGUCAUUGAGGAGCAAGACACGUUCUAUCGAUCCACAUACGACGGUAUUACUGGCUUGGCGUAUAAGGCUUUAGCAGCAUCGACGGGCGAAACUGUGUCGUCGUUAUAUAAUGUGUUGGUGAGUACGGGAAAGACAGAAGAUGCAUUUGGAAUGCUAUUGUGUGGCACGAUGCAGCCCAUGUUACAGACGGGAGGGACCAGUUUCUCGCGCCAUUCCGGCCAGUUGAUGAUUGGUGGCACGGAAGGCCCUAAUGGAGAGGUUUACUACAUGGGAGAUAUGUUGUACACUCCGAUUACAAGAGAAGCAUGGUAUGUUGUGACAGUAACGGACAUUGGAUAUAACGGUGCGAGUCUCGGACUUUCGUGUGAUAAGUACAACGAUCCACAGGCCAUUCUCGAUUCUGGCACAAGCAAUUUGGCGUUUCCGUCGGAUGUGUACAACGCUCUUAUGGACCAGAUCAAAGCGGCAACGUUGAAAGCUAUACCAGACUUUGACACCAGUUACUUUGACGACUCAACUUCGUGCUGUGACGAGGAUUACUGCGAUCCGACGUCGUCGAACGCUGCGUUGUUGCUGUUGCCUUCUAUUUACUUCACUCUUGGAAUGGAAUCGAGUGAUGGGUCCACUAAGAAGCACUUUGUUGUUGAGAUUCCGUCUGAGUACUACUGGCGACCUGAAAUGAAUGGCGCGAACUCUGAUACACCUUGUCGCGCAAUCGGCAUCUCCGAAGGAACUUCAACUGUUCUUGGCGACGUAUUUAUGGAUGGGCUAUACUCGUAUCACAAUCGAGCGGAUGGAAAAAUUGGUCUAGCCGUAGCUGACAACUGCCCAAAUAGCAUCAGCUCGAGCAAGAAAGUUUAUGCCUCCCGUGAUAGCGGUGAUUGGUGUUCGUGCUUCUCCAGUGCGCUAAAAAGGAGAAGUUCAUGGAGUACAUACAUUCCGUGGGGCCAUGGAUGUUUUUUCUUGCAAUGGUGGAUGUACGUGGUGAUUGCCAGCUUUGUGGUCGUGAUUGCCUUUGUCUGUGUAUUAAUUUGGUGGCAAAGAAUCAAUAAACGUAUGAAGAAACUACAAGACGAGUCACGCAGAACCGGCAGCAGCGGUGCCCGCACAGUUCGCUUUCCAACGAUGCAAUUGUCUGGCUCAGACACAAGACAAGCACUAUCACCUGCGUCCCCGUGUCAUAAUAACUACACAGCGCCUGCGUCAACACCAAAAAGAGCGUCUACUCGUUCUGGUGAGUCCAAUUUUGGGCGGAAGUCAAUGCAGUCGUCAAAAUCUCACAAUAGUCAGUCGGAGCAAAGGGGGAAGGAUGUACCAGUGAUGGCUGAGUCCAAAUAUCUCAGCAUGAACUCGCCUCUGUCACCAUUAUCUUCAAGGUCCAGUAUCGCGCUACUUUCGGAACCAAAUUCGUCAAUUAGCUCCGUCGAUAGCAGAAAACCGAUGUCAAAGCCAUUUUCCAAUAGCUCUCGUUACAAUUCGAGCUACAGUUCAAACUACAGCGAUCGAUGGGGUGCGUCGUUAAAAGAAGACGAGUUUUAG
Peronospora farinosa is the source of this 1950-nucleotide messenger RNA. NCBI's taxonomy places the organism in Eukaryota, Oomycota, Peronosporomycetes, Peronosporales, Peronosporaceae. The record is from the annotation of a GenBank genome assembly.